UUUUCAUUAUUAUUUAUUGAUUAAAACACAAAAUAGAAACGCGGUAGACAUGACCUUUUUGUGGGUGCUGCUAUUUACAGCCUUCUCCGGCUUGGUGGCCUAUGUAAAAGUGAAUUACAUCUAUUGGUACUUACUGGGCAUAAGUCAAUUUAAGACAAAUUUCUUAUGGGGUAAUUUAUGGCACUUGAAAUCUUAUCAUCAUACGGAAAUUAUACAAAAAUUAUACGAUACCUAUAAGACAACACAAGUGAUUGCCGGCACCUAUAUUUUCGCGAAACCUGUAGCUGUUGUAUUAAAUUUGAACGUAAUGCAACGCAUGUUAUUUGAAGACCGUGAAAAAUUUCAACAUCAAACUAAAUGGACCGAUAUACCGGAUCAGUUGUCGAAAAUGUUAACUGCUCGCCUACUACAGGAAGCCAAGGGAAGUUCCCAUUUAGCAGGAGCAAUAGAAGUGAAGCUGAGAGCAUCUCGCAAUUUUUGCGUAAAUGUAAAGGAAAUCGUAAACCACUUUACCUUAGAUUUACUUGGCCUGGCAUUGCUAAGCGUUGAUUACAAAAGUUUAACGCAAUCUGAUAGUGAUUUCUAUCAGAAAUUUAUGGAACAUAUUCAGAAGAAACCGUUCAGUGUUAAAUGGCAAAUAUUUCGAAAUGUUUAUAGACGACCUUUCACCAAUGACUUUAACGAUAUCAUAAAUCUCUUAAUACCCCGGCUCAUUACUAUCAUUGAACGAAGACAAAAUCUAAGUCUGAAGCCUGAAGAUUUUUUGAGUAUUUUGUUAAAUGAAAGGAACGAAGGAUUUUCUAGCCAGCCGACGAAAGAUAUAGCCAAACAAGUAAUUCACUUAUUGACUUCAAGUUUUCAAGCAAGCGUUUCGAUCAUUAAUUGCGCCUUAUACGAGUUGGCUAAAAAUAAACAAAAGCAAAUUUUGUUAAGUCAAGAGAUUAGAAAAGUUAUGAGAUGUAAUAACUAUCAAUUAAGUCCAGAUGUUUUAAAGGAAUUAAUUUAUUUGAAACUAGUCAUUAAGGAAACUCAACGCUUGUAUCCACCUUUAACUUUUCUCCAACUUGAAGCUUUAGCAGAUUACGCAAUACCUAAAACUAUAAUAACUCUAGAUAAAGGCAACAUAAUAUAUAUACCUGUCCAGGCCGUAUUACAUGAUCCGGAAAUUUACGCUCAUUCCGAACAAUUUCAACCGGAACGUUUUUUUUCUUGGUUUCAACAGGGAAAGCAUUCCCUAUCGUUCCUUUGCGAUGAAAAUGAUCCGCAUAACGGCAUUGUCUCUUCGUCUGUGCAGGCAAUAGUUAGCAUUGCUCUAAUCGAUUUACUUACUAAAUAUGAAUUUUCUCUUUGUGAUAAAUCUCCGAAAAAAAUCGAAUUUUCAAAAUAUAAUUUUAUUAAAUUCCCAACUAACGAUAUUUAUUUAAAUGUAAAGGCAUUGUAG
Molecule: messenger RNA, 1441 nt
Organism: Glossina fuscipes
Lineage: Eukaryota; Metazoa; Arthropoda; Insecta; Diptera; Glossinidae
Gene: Cyp6a16
Product: probable cytochrome P450 6a14
Exons: 2
Coding region: 50-1441 (463 amino acids)
Molecular function (GO): monooxygenase activity; oxidoreductase activity, acting on paired donors, with incorporation or reduction of molecular oxygen; heme binding
Source: RefSeq, a predicted model, not a curated record